UCUGGAUUGAGCAUAUGAUGGCCAUCUUUCACCUCGACCCCGCGACGUUCGUUCACGAGCACCCCGCACCCUGUAACCAUAGAAUCCCGGAUUCAGCGAUUCAUCGAACCUUUUGCGACGGCGUUCAUGGCGAAAUCAACAGCAUUAGCAAUAACCUCUAAUGUCUGCACCACCCCUCGGGGCCUCAACCUAUCACUAGCCUGGUUCAAGCACCACGGCACACCCAUUCACACGGGGAUUCUUUUACGACUAUAUAUUCACUUCUUCAUUUUCACGUGCGACGCAGGCUUAGCGGCACCGUUUAUACCAUUGGGCUGGGUCACGAUUUGAUACACCAUUUUCUUAUGUCUUUUCAAUUUCAUUUACGAGCAUUUUUGGCAUCGGACAUAGAUGCACAUUGCG
Molecule: messenger RNA, 402 nt
Organism: Didymella exigua CBS 183.55
Lineage: Eukaryota; Fungi; Ascomycota; Dothideomycetes; Pleosporales; Didymellaceae
Exons: 1
Coding region: 127-330 (67 amino acids)
Source: RefSeq, a predicted model, not a curated record